Molecule: messenger RNA, 2526 nt
Organism: Vigna radiata var. radiata (mung bean)
Lineage: Eukaryota; Viridiplantae; Streptophyta; Magnoliopsida; Fabales; Fabaceae
Product: protein CROWDED NUCLEI 2-like
Exons: 2
Coding region: 1475-1864 (129 amino acids)
Biological process (GO): nucleus organization
Cellular component (GO): nucleus
Source: RefSeq, a predicted model, not a curated record
CAACAAUCAAUCUUCUUGGCUUCCAAUCCCAACAUUGAAACACAUCGUUUGGCUUGAUAACAAUUCUUCGGAAUAGAAUUGUUUGGUGGUGUUAAAUCUAAAAUCAAUUUUGUAUAGUGAUCCACUGCUUGAUUGGGAACGUUCCAAUUAGAUUUACCAGCCAAUGAUAAAUUUAAGGUUGAGAAACUUAGUGCAGUAGGAAUAAGUUAAUUCAUGUCAUUCUAUUACAGAUUGUAAUUCUGAGUCUUGGUUUCAUUAAUUUCCCUCAAACUUGCUGAUUCAAUGUUUCCAACUCAUUAAAAGCUAGUUGUUAUGCAAAUGUUCUUAUGAUAUCGAAAUGAAGUCCAAACAGGUAUUGUAUACUGAAUAUAAAUAGAAGUACGAAAAAAUAUCAUUGUGUGCAAUGAAGCAAAUUCCUUGGGUGGACUUUGCAUCAUAGUUUCUAUAAUAUUUUUGGUUGCAGAGUUUCUGUAUAUUGUGGAUAUAAUGUCAUCUCCCUGAUGAUUGUUCAUUGAUGAAUUAUUUUGUUUCUGAUGAUUGUUCAUUCAUGAAUUAUUUUGUUUAUGAUGAUUGUUCACUGAUAAACUAUUUUGUUUCUUUCAUUUUUUUCAUAGCUUUUCGACUACCAAUACAACACGGGCGUGCUAUUGAUUGAGAAGAAAGAAUGGAAUUCAAAGUUUGACCAGCUGAGGCAAGAACAAGCUGAAACUGAGGAAAUUAUUAAACGAGAACAGUCAGCACAUUUAAUUGCCAUGUUUGAAGUUGAGAAGCGAUAAGAGAAUUUGAGGAAAGCAUUGAGCACAGAGAGGCAACGUGGGACAGAUGUAUGUUUUUUGUUUUAAUCUUCAAUUAUGUUUUUAUAUUUGCCUACUUGCUCACAUUUCUAAUUUCCUCUAUUGUGUUGCCAUCCUUUUUAAUUCAAUUAGUGUUGGAAGAAGAGCCUAUCAUCGGUUGGGCUUCAAUUUUUUCCUCACUUCUUUACUGAUUUUCAUGACAUAAUUUUAGAGUAUUUAGGCAUUACCUUUCCCUAAAGACCACAAUUGAUAUAAGAAUGUUAUGGUGCACUGAAAACUUAAGUUUUUGCUUUUUUUGGUUCCCGCCUUUCUAAUUAUUACAAAAGGUUCCCCUUAUUUUAACUAUCUUCUUUAACCUAUGGCCUUACUGUUUCCAUGCAUGCAUGUUCUCUUUCCUUUAUUACUCUUCAAAUUGUUCAGUACUUUACUGAUAGGAACCCAGAUACAGUCUUGAUUUCAUUACUAAUACAGUGAUUGUUCAGUUGUACUGUGUUUUCUUAUUUCUAGUACCUAUCAUAUACCAAUUUAUUUCUAUUUCAAUUUUAUGAUCAGAUUUGUAUGACAUCUCGGGAGUUUCUCAUGUUAGGGUUGGAGCUUGAGAUGCUUUUUUAGAUGUGACUUUAUUAUAUAUUGAUGUUGUGAAAAUCAUUCAAUUGUAGCUUGAGAGAGCUUUGCGUGCAAUGCAAGAAGAGCAUGCCCAAGUUAAGUCUAACUCCCAUACAAAGCUAGCUGAAGCUAGUGCGUUGGUUGAUGGAAUUGAAGAAAAGUCUUCAGUGGUUGACAAGAAACUGCUUGAUGCAAAGCCUAAGCUUGCUGAGGUGAACAGAAAAAAUGCAAAGCUGGAUAUGAAAUUGCCAGAAGUCGAGGCUCAUGAAAGUUUGCUACAAAAGAAGCGUUUGUCUUUAGCUACUGAUCGAGAAUCAUUUGAUGCAACAUUCUAUAAAGAAAGGGAAGAUUUGAAGGAGUGGGAAAGCAAGCUACAACAAAGAGAAAAUAUGCUAUCCAGUGGUUGGCAAAAUAUCAGUGAGAAAGAAAAGAAGAUAGUUGAAACCGAGAAGAACCUUAAAUAGAAAGAAAGAGACCUGGAAGUGUUGGAGAAAAAGUUAUGGGAAUAAAAAGAGAUCGAAAGUUUAUGAGAGAAGGAAGAGAGUUACUUAGCCAUAACAGACUAACUGUCUAUUACAGUUAGUAUAGGCGGGAAUGGGGAUGUAUAAAUAACGAAGGGUGUUGGUUAGAAGUUACUUUUGAUAGUUAGUUUUGAUGACGAUUCUUUGCUGAAUAAUACGAAUUCAUAUUCUUUCUUUCUUGGUUUACCUGUUUCCAUGAGGAGUUGAGCGUUCUUGAUUGGGUUUCUUGAUCGUAAACCCAUCAAUAUUGUUACGUAUCCGAGUAGGAGACGUAACGAAAUCAUCCUCUCACACACUCAAAACAAACAAAAGAAUAAUGAAAGAAUGGAAUCUUGAGUGUGUGAGAGGAUGAUUUUGUUACGUCUCCAACUCGAAUACGUAACAAUAUUGAUGGCUUUACGAUCUGGCCGUCCUUUCACAUUUGGCUCCGUCAGCCCUCUUCCGUUCAGUUUUAGGAGUCCUUUCCUGUUUGAAGUUUUGACGUAUUCUUCCACGAUCCCUGACUGCUUAUUGGUCGUCAGUCUUUCGAAGAUGACCCGAUGUUUCUUUCUAUGAAUCGGAUCACCAUCGCCUCCUUUAAACCUUCCCAAGAAUGAUUCUUGGCA